Molecule: messenger RNA, 894 nt
Organism: Peronospora matthiolae
Lineage: Eukaryota; Oomycota; Peronosporomycetes; Peronosporales; Peronosporaceae
Source: the annotation of a GenBank genome assembly
AUGAGCUCCUCACGUGCACCGACUGAGCACCUGUCCAUCCGGUCAAAGUCUCUUGUCGCCGGCUCGGUUUCUGGCAUGGCGAGCGUCGUGAUCUGCCAUCCACUGGAUACCAUUCGGACGCGACUGCAGCUGUCACCCAGUCGCUUCCACGGCUUUUUCCACUGCGUGAAGCAGACGAUCCAGCAAGAAUCCAUCCGUGGUCUCUACAAGGGCUUCCUGCCGCCGUUCUUGAGCCAGGGCGUCUAUAAAGCCGUCAUCUUUACGACAUCUUCGACAUUGCGCCAUGACGUGCUCCCUCAUGUCUCGAUCCUCCAGCCAGUGCUCACGCCGACACUCACAUCGUUGAUAGCAGGUGCAGUAGCUGGAGGUGUCAAUGCUGUUCUCGUAACGCCCGUGGAGCUCGUGCGCAAUCGACUGCAAGUGCAAUAUGAUAAUCAGAGCGAGUCAAGGAAAUACAGAGGAACAGGGCACUGCAUUAGGCAAGUGGUGCGCGCUGAAGGCCUCACGGCCAUGUGGAAAGGGUUGACAACAACCGUCAUUCGAGACGCGGUUGGCGUGGCCUUCUACUUUCUCGGCUAUGACCUCGUCAAACAGCGCAUGAGUGCAAGUGGCACAUUUGGAGAAACUGCGACGCUGUUAACUGCUGGUGCUUUAGGGGGCGUUAGCUUCUGGACGGUUGCACUACCUUUUGACACGGUCAAGUCCCUAAUCCAGGCGGAUGGAAAAGCGGGCAAGUAUACAGGAUUGGUAUCAAGUACAGCAAGAUUGGUGCGGGAAGAAGGCGUGAUGCAGCUCUUUCGUGGAUGGCAGGCUGCCUUUUCGCGUGGAAUUCCAAGCGCCGCGAUGACUUUCUGGACUUUUGAUCGAGCGACCAAGUUCCUCGAUGAAAUGUGA